AUGGUCUUGGAAAUAAUUCGUCCUAGCUUAGAAGUUGAUGAAACAAGAUCACGGCACAUUCACCCGAUGGUGCAACUAUUGAUAACACUUCGGUUUUAUGCACUGGAAUCUAUGCAGAUAGCUAUUGCCGAUUUUGCUGGAGUAUGUGUUUCGUCCGUUUGCCGCAUUAUUCAGCGUGUUUCGUUGGCAUUAGCUGAACAACGUCAGCGCUUCAUUCAGAUGCCAAGCACCCAAAGUCAAUUACUCGCUGCAAGUCGCGAUUUUUACAGCAUUGCUAAAUUUCCUCGAACUAUUGGUGCGAUUGAUUGUACACAUGUCAAGAUACAAUCACCCGGAGGUGAUCAUGCUGAGAAUUAUCGAAAUCGCAAAUCAUGGUUCUCACUAAAUGUACAAACAGUGAGUUCAGCAAAUCUAAAAGUUUUGAAUAUAGUUGCAAGAUGGCCGGGAGCAUCACACGACCAGCACAUUUUUAAUAACUCAACUUUAAAAAUGCAACUUGAACGAGGUGAUUAUGGACAUUUCAUACUUGUCGGUGAUUCCGGAUAUCGUAACACCAAAUACUUGGCCACACCUUUCCUUCGAUGUGAAUCGCCAACUGAAGCUCUGUACAACGAAAGUCAAAUUCGUACCCGAAAUGUCGUGGAACGGUCAUAUGGCGUGCUGAAGCGUAGAUUUCCAGUUUUAUCUUUGGGUAUGCGUGUUAGAAUAUCUACAGUUCAACUAAUUAUUGUAGCUUGUGCGGUAUUGCAUAACAUAGCAAUUGAUGCAAAGGAAUCUGAACCACCUGAAGAAAUUGAAGGUUUUGAGGAAAUGUUAACCGCGACUAUUGUUCCGGAUUGCCCAAACAUGGAGAGGCAACAGGUUGUGUUCGUGAACAUUUAG
Armigeres subalbatus is the source of this 882-nucleotide messenger RNA. Its product is annotated as putative nuclease HARBI1. The record is from RefSeq and is a predicted model, not a curated record. NCBI's taxonomy places the organism in Eukaryota, Metazoa, Arthropoda, Insecta, Diptera, Culicidae. The transcript has 2 exons. The coding region runs from base 1 to 882 and encodes 293 amino acids.